Acanthocheilonema viteae is the source of this 681-nucleotide messenger RNA. The record is from the annotation of a GenBank genome assembly. NCBI's taxonomy places the organism in Eukaryota, Metazoa, Nematoda, Chromadorea, Rhabditida, Onchocercidae.
AUGAAAGUUACAGUUUUCGUAAAACAAUAUGAAAAAGCAUUAAAUGAUGCGGCAAAUGCAAUGAUUGAAACGUUAAAUGUUAUAAAUACGCCCGAAUUUGAAACAAUGGAAGGUUGGAAGUUGAAAAAUGAAAAUAAAGUGGAUAAAAUAUAUGCAAAAAGAUUUGCAAUAGGCAAAAUUUUUACACUUCGGACUACUUUGGAUAUACCACGUGAAAAGCUUUUCGUCGAGCACUGGAAUAAUUUCGAAGAAGCAGCGUAUAGGAAUAAAAACACAUCAUUAGCUGAAAAAAUUGUUAUCCUUACGCCUCACGUCGAAAUUAUUCACUAUGCAAUGAAGGAUUCCGGUUUGAUGAAGGGUCGAGAUUUCGUGACUACACGCAUCUAUCGAUAUAUUAAUGGUGAUAUCAUUGAAGCAGCCCGAAGUUAUGAUACUGAUGAAGUGAAACGAUAUAAGACGAAAACGAGAGGUAAUUUACUUCUUGGCAGUGGUCGUUUCCGAAUUCAUCCAGAAGAUCCACAAAAAACGAUCGUUGAUUACAUCAUCUGUUUGGAUUUCAACGGUCCCAAUCUAACAAAACCCGCGGCCGAAUCUAUCUUAUCGAAAUUCAUACUUCAGGAUGCUGAACAUGCGCGUGAAGCAGUCGAGGAAUUGAAAAAUCAUAUUUGCGUUAAUAGAUAA